This is a messenger RNA of Gastrolobium bilobum, 846 nucleotides long. RefSeq lists its product as uncharacterized. Bases 1 to 846 code for a protein of 281 amino acids. The transcript has a single exon. NCBI's taxonomy places the organism in Eukaryota, Viridiplantae, Streptophyta, Magnoliopsida, Fabales, Fabaceae. The record is from RefSeq and is a predicted model, not a curated record.
AUGGCUCCAAUUACCAUCGAUGAGCUUCAUCUAUUUCACCAAAUUGACCGUGAAGUCUUCUGUUUCUUAGUAUUCAAAUUACAUCGUGACCUGACCCAAUCCCUUUUGGUCAUGGCCUUGUGGCUUUGGCUUGAAAACAUUGGAAACUCUAAUGUUGUCCGUAAAAUCAUGGGUCUACCUAAUGCUCUUGUCAAUGCUUUGGUUGACGAAGCUGUAGUUUGCUUAAAGUGCUUGGAGAUAGAUAAUCCUCUCAUCCCAAAUGGUGGAGGCUUACCCUUAACCCAAAAGCUAACACAAAAGGAUAUCUCUCUUCGAAUCUUCAAUAAGAAAAGGUAUACCACAAUAGCAGGUAUCAAAAGUGUUCUACAAAAUAUUUGUGCUCGAGUUUUCAAUGAUGUUGUGGAGAUUGUUUUGAAAAGUUCAAAAAUCAGUCAAGCUAGCACAUCAUACAUGCCUUUGGUUGUACCUGGUUUUCCGCACCCAUUGUUUGGUGCUUUUGAUGUACCACCAAAGACAAUGAACCUGGAUUUGUCUGAUAAUACGAUAUGGGAUGGAAAGCAACCCUAUAAUGAUGUAACUGAUGAUGAUAGAUCUAUGUUUCUAACAUUUUCUAGGGGCUUUCCUGUAUCAGAACAGGAGGUGAGAGUAUUGUUUACAAGGAUAUAUGGGGAUUGCAUCUUAAGUUUAACUAUGGGAACUGUUGACGAGAAUGACCAACACUUGUUUGCAAUAAUGAUUUUGCAAAUGGUAGAAACAGUGGAUCAGAUUCUAAAUGGGAAACGCGUUGCAAAGCUUUAUAUCAAUGGGAAACAUAUUUGGGCUCGCAAGUAUGAGCGUCGCGACUGA